Astrephomene gubernaculifera is the source of this 1261-nucleotide messenger RNA. The record is from the annotation of a GenBank genome assembly. NCBI's taxonomy places the organism in Eukaryota, Viridiplantae, Chlorophyta, Chlorophyceae, Chlamydomonadales, Astrephomenaceae.
CCGGCUGUACUGCACAUAAGUCCAAACUCUGCUCUUCAUUUCUUAGUUACCAAGAAUCUAUGUAAUGGUGCGUACCUCCCUUACUCAAAAACAAUCCAGUGAGGAGAGUCUGCUCCCCGAUUCAUUGAACUGCUAAGACGCUUCACCUGCCUUGCGCCUUCAAAGGACUCUACCGUUAAUUGUAUAUUAUAGCAAGCUUCAAGAGAAAUUGAGCUGGCAAAGUCGAGUCUGUGACUCUUUGUCAUUAGAUUUCUCUUUAUCGGACAUACUAUCCAGACGCCCAAAUGAAGCGCAAACAUGAAGCCGUUGGAGCACUGGGGCUUGGAGGCUAUGCCAGCGAGGAUGAGGAGGAAGACGUUGAAAGCCAGGAGCAUGGGGCAGAGGACACCGCAGAGGAGCAGUUGGAGGGCGUCGACAAGCCAGGCGCCCUGUUGCCAAACUACCCGAGCCGGGAGUCGUUGGGCCGAAACGGCGUCGAAGAUAUGGACGCUGGUGCUUCAGAGGAGGAGCUUCGGGGUUCACCGGAUGCAGCUGGAACGUCUGGCGGGGACGGCGACGCAGGGCCAAGCUCGGGGGGCGUGAACCCAGACGACCCGCUUAGCCGGCUACCCCCAGAGCUGAGGGACCCGCUGCCCACAACCUGCUCUGAGCAACUCCAGGCCAAGUUCUUGCAAUACCACCAUGCGCUGCGCGCGAAGGGCAUCUCCCUGACCGACCAAAUCAGCCACCGCAAGGCCUUCCGCAACCCCGACUUCCUCCAGAAGCUAGUCGAGCACUUCAACGUGCAGCAGCACGGCAGCGCGUUCCCGCCCGACGUGUUUGAUCCGGAGAGCUUGCCGCAGGAGGACACGAUAGACCAGCUGCUGAGGGCUCUGGAGCGCGAGCAGGAUCGCCGGGCGAGAUUACGGGAGCAGCAGACGGCUGCUGGCACUGCCCGGAUAGACUUCGCCAAGGGCACGGGGCCGCUGGGCCACAUACCGGCGUCGGGCAGCGCGAGCAACCUAGCGCUUGCGCAGGCAGCAGCCCUGGCGCAGGCGGCUGUGGCGCGGGUGGUGGGAAACAAGCGAUAGCUGCCGGCGUGGGGUGGUGUGGCGGAGGAGAAGCGUGGAGUGCAAUUGGGCGGAGAUCAGUGACAGUUGCAUGUUGCAUGUGUUGCAAUUGAGCCCUUGUGUAUGCGGGCAUUGUGCAACAACGGUGUUGUACGGUUGAGGAAACCUCAAUUGCUCAUACUCGAUGCAACCACUUGUAACCAAAGCCUUAG